GCGAACAUCGAUACCGCAUGUCAAGCUCCUCAAACGCCAUCAUAAGUACUAUUAAGGAAUAUAUUGACCAAACAAUGUCUGCUCACAUGGACCUUAUUAAUAAGAUCAACAAACGUAUAGAAGCAUCCUUGAACCAGCAAAAACAGAAAGACAGGCCUAAUAAUAAUAAUGACUUUGGUCAGCAAGGUAACUGUCCACUAACCCCUAUACUUAAUAACCUCUUGAUCAACAUCAAUGACCCCAGCCAGCAAAAUGGAAAAGACACAAUGUCCAUAACAAAAUCCCAUGUUAAUAAAGCAAUAAAAAUCAGAAGCAUGACCCAGAA
Molecule: messenger RNA, 325 nt
Organism: Racocetra fulgida
Lineage: Eukaryota; Fungi; Glomeromycota; Glomeromycetes; Diversisporales; Gigasporaceae
Source: the annotation of a GenBank genome assembly